This is a messenger RNA of Alligator mississippiensis (American alligator), 6232 nucleotides long. It is a transcript of the gene TTBK1, whose product is annotated as tau tubulin kinase 1. Gene Ontology annotation, biological process: peptidyl-tyrosine phosphorylation; signal transduction; peptidyl-serine phosphorylation. Bases 89 to 4078 code for a protein of 1329 amino acids. Gene Ontology annotation, cellular component: nucleus; cytoplasm. The transcript has 15 exons. The record is from RefSeq and is a predicted model, not a curated record. Gene Ontology annotation, molecular function: ATP binding; protein serine/threonine kinase activity. Lineage: Eukaryota; Metazoa; Chordata; Crocodylia; Alligatoridae.
CCAGAAGCGAGGAUGUUCCUUGAAAUAAAGUGGGAUAUUGCAGUUCUACAACAGUGAGCUUAACACAGUUUCCAGGACCUUUAGUAAUAUGAUAAAUGGCUCAUUUAAAUUGGGAGCUACUAAAAUACUUUCUGGUUGGCAAAUGCAGUGCCUAGCAGCAGCCGUUAAGGACGAACCAAACAUGAGUGGAGGAGGGGAACAGGUCGACAUUCUGCCGGCCAACUAUGUGGUCAAGGACCGCUGGAAAGUGUUAAAGAAAAUUGGUGGUGGGGGCUUUGGUGAGAUUUAUGAAGCAAUGGAUCUUCUGACCCGAGAGAAUGUGGCCCUGAAGGUGGAGUCAGCACAGCAGCCUAAACAGGUCCUCAAGAUGGAGGUGGCUGUCCUGAAAAAGCUGCAAGGGAAAGACCAUGUCUGUAGAUUUAUUGGCUGUGGAAGGAAUGAGAAAUUUAACUACGUGGUCAUGCAGCUUCAGGGCCGGAAUCUUGCAGACCUCAGAAGAAGUCAGCCCCGAGGGACUUUUACAUUGAGCACAACCCUUCGAUUAGGCAAGCAGAUUCUAGAAUCUAUAGAAGCCAUUCACUCAGUGGGAUUCCUACACCGGGACAUCAAGCCUUCCAAUUUUGCCAUGGGUCGCCUACCUUCAACCUACAGGAAAUGCUACAUGUUAGACUUUGGUCUGGCUCGGCAAUACACCAACACCACUGGGGAAGUCCGGCCCCCUCGCAAUGUUGCUGGUUUUCGGGGAACAGUCCGCUAUGCUUCAGUGAAUGCACACAAAAAUCGAGAGAUGGGUAGACAUGAUGACCUGUGGUCCCUCUUUUACAUGUUAGUGGAGUUUGCAGUUGGCCAACUUCCAUGGCGCAAGAUCAAAGAUAAGGAGCAAGUUGGCAUGAUAAAAGAGAAAUAUGAACAUAGAAUGCUGCUAAAACACAUGCCUUCUGAGUUUCACCUCUUUCUGGAUCAUAUUGCAAGCCUAGACUACUUCACCAAACCAGAUUAUCAGCUGAUCAUGUCUGUAUUUGAGAACAGCAUGAAGGAAAGAGGCAUCACUGAGAAUGAAGCCUUUGACUGGGAGAAAGCUGGUACGGACAUUUUAUUGUCAACAAGCACCUCUACUCCACCACAGCAGAACACCAGGCAGACAGCAGCCAUGUUUGGAGUUGUUAAUGUUACUCCAGUCCCUGGAGACUUGCUUCGAGAGAACACUGAGGAUGUCUUACAGGGUGAACACCUGAGUGACCAAGAGAAUGCUCCCCCCAUUCUGCCUGGCCGGCCAGCAGAAGGUCUGGGACAGGCUCCAAACAUCGCCUUCAAUGAGGCUGAAGUUUGGGAGGAGACAGAUGUGAACCGCAACAAACUCAGGAUCAGCAUCAGCAAAACUCACUGCAUGGUAGAUGAGGAACAGAGAAGUGGCGUUUGCCCCAGCUCCCCAAUCCGAGUCCCUCCAGAAUCUCCAACUGCUCAAGUACGCUCUUUGAGAUACCGUCGUGUAAACAGCCCUGAGUCAGAGCGUGUGUCCACAGCUGAUGGGAAAGCAGAUCUGCAUGAGAGAAGAUCUCGAGUGGAUUUACCUGGUUCUCCUUCACGACUAGUCUGUUCCUCCCAGCCAGCGCAGAUGCUAUCCAUUGACACUGGCCAAGCAGACCGGCAGGCAAGUGGUAGGAUGGAUGUUUCUGCGUCAGUAGAACAUGAAGCCCUCAGCAAUGCUUUCCGCUCAGUGCCCCUGGCAGAGGAGGAGGAUUUUGAUAGUAAAGAGUGGGUUAUCAUUGACAAGGAGACUGAGCUGAAGGACUUUCACCCAGGUGCUGAGCCCAGUACUUCGGGAACUACUGAUGAAGAACCUGAGGAGCUGAGACCCAUUGAAGAGGGUGAGGAGAGGAGGCGCUUGAGCACAGAAGCUGUGGUCAGGCCAAAGAUCCAUGAAGGGAAAACACGGAGUAUGCAGCCUGUGACUGAGGAGGACAGUUCACACAGGCACGAAGGACUCUCUCAAACAGUGUCUGACAGUAAACAUGAACAGCAGCCUGGAAGUCCUGCUCAGUCCCCACUACACAUAGCACCAGCUAUCCGACAGCGGAGGCGGGAAUCCGAGCCCACUGGUCCACAGAGACAGAUGUAUGCUCUGAAGCCUUUUGAAAUGAAUGGUCUGCCCAAGACAGUGCCUUUAAGUUUGCCUUAUGAAAACUUCAAAAAGGAUGUAUCAGACUAUAGGGAAAAGCCUAGGAUCCUCCAACGGAUAAAGAAAGUUGACUUCUCAACUGUUGUCUUGACUGCUCCUUACAAAGCCGAACCACAUCUAGAAAUGAAUGGAAGAUGUGAAGAAGAAGAAGGGGAAGAGGAGGAGGAUGAUGCUGGUUAUUUAGGAGAAGAGGUUGACAUGCACAGUGGCUCCAGCAGUGAUGUGAGUCAGAAGAGCACAGAGCACAGUCAGGAAGGUGCUCCAUCUACCUUGUUGGCAGAUGACCAGAAGGAGUCCAAAGGUCGAGCUUCCACUGCAGAUGGUGAUUUGGAACUGGAGGAAGGCUCAAAAACACUUGUGUUGUUUUCACCUGGUGACUUGAAGAAAUCGCCUGUUACUGCAGACUUGGCUCCAGAAGUCGAUCUAGGGACUCUUGCUGCAUUAACACCUCAGAGCGAGCGGCCACAACCCAUGGGUAGUCAGCUGGAUGUAUCAGAGCCAGGGACUCUGUCCUCAGUCCUUAAAUCAGAACCAAAACCACCAGUUGCAGUGGCUACUACUUCCUCCCCAUUUACCAAAGUUGAGCGCACAUUUGUUCAUAUUGCUGAAAAGACCCACCUAAAUGUAAUGUCCAGUGGCCAGCUGGUGAGGCAUGAUGAUUACUGCCCUCCCAGCCAGUUUGAAGAGAUCAUCAUUGAGAAGGAGCUGGAAGAAAAUCCUGUAUUGGUAGAAAAUGGGACUUUGCAUUCUGGUUUACAAGGUGCAGAGACAGCUUUCUCAGCUAACCAUGUUGAAACAACCUCAGAGAUGGCAGGAGAACAACCAUCACUUCCUAAUGGUGUAGCCAAGCUUCAAGAGGAGUGUAUCAAGCUCAAAGAUAAAGUGGAACUUGCACAGGAUUUGGAAGAAACUGGUAAACUUAUUUCUGAAGAGACAGUCCUUGAAAAAACAAUUCCCGUAGCAGAGAACCUCCAUGAAGCACCAAAGCAAGGCCCCAGGAAGUUGCUGGGCUCCAGAUACAGAAGCCGGAUUCCCAUCUUGUUCUCAGAAGAGGACACUGGCUCAGAGCUUUCAGCCUCUCUCUCGGGCAAAGAAAGACUUCAUAAGAGGUCAAAACAUCCAGACUUAGCUCGCCUAGUGAUGGAGAAGAGGCAGAACCGUCUCCUCAGACUGGUUUCUGGGGCAUCCUCCUCAGCAUCCUCUAGUGAUGAGAGGCACCGGGCCUCAGAGACCCUGUCAGCCACUGGCUCUGAAGAAGACAUGCAUGACUCUGAUGACUCCAUCCCAAGAAAAGCAGAGGAGGAGAAAGUUCCCUUUCUGGGUAGGGAAGAAAAAACCUUAAGCACGAAGAGCAGAAUCCCUCGCCCCAUUGCACCCGUGAAGACACCACCAAUGACAAUAAAGUUUUGUAGCCCAUCAGCAGUUGCACCACUAAUACCAAGGAGCUCCCCACUAGAUACUGCUCUCACAAGCAGGCUUCAUGCACAGGGACCAACUGGGAGUGUGUCCACUGACACCCGAACAAAGCAGAUGCAAAACUGGCCUCCUUCCUCACCAAGUCCUGCUCCUCCUCCCCGGCGAAGCAGCCCCAGGACAGCCAUCUGUGGUCCCCCUAGGAGUCCUGUCCUUCCCCCCCAAAAUCUCAAUGCUUCCCCCAAAAGCCAGGUGUCCAGAAAGGAAAGUCCUUCACCAUCUCGGCAGCAUAGGUCAGGGACUGCCAUUCAGCGAGUUCAACCUCCUCCCAGGUCCCAGCCCAGAGUCCAAACAGGGGGUUUGAAAGGAGAUGCUCCAACAUCCCAGGGCACAGCCAGAAAAGGACAAAGAGGGAAAACCCAGACUGAGAGCCCAACAACCAAAGGAAGGCAAAUGUCCAUGGAAGGCAAGGCCGCUACCAGAUAAUGGUCUUCUGCUGCCAACCCAUCAGGCUUGGUAACUUUUACCUAUAGUAUACACUUGAGAUGCUGCAGCACAGCCUUACAUGCCAGAACCACAAGUGUAUAGCAAAUAGCUGUACUUCAGUACUUCACACACUCUCAUGCCAUCGCGAUACAGCUCCUACGGGGCCUCUGAGCCAUGGAGUCUCUCACAGGGGAAUCAUCCAGGCCACAGCUCACGCUUGCUAUUGCAAAGCACCAAGCAGUGACUCAGGCAGCCUGCCGAGUGCCUGACCCUCAUUUGUCCCUCUGUAGUAUCCUUUCUCAGUUAGCAAUAUCAGUCACCAAUACCAAGUGCUGAUACUUUAGCUUUUGAAACAGGUGCAAAGAUUAUGGGAGCAGGUGCUACAUCCACCUGGAGGAGUGGGCUCCUGAACUGGAGGUGGCUCCCCCACAUCUUUGUGUUUCUCUGGGGAAGUGUUCCUCUCAUGCUGUGCUAUACCUGAUCAUUGACAGCAAUGGUUACAAUCAAAUGUCUCAACAGCUAAGCUGCUUCAGAGUAGCAUGAAUUAACCUCUGUCAUAAUGAGUCCAGAGGAGAGGAGUGGCCCAAAACUUGCUUCCAUUUCCAGGGAGUUCUAGUUAGCAAGUCAGAGAAGCAGACUGGAGAGGGUGUCCUUGGGGUGAAACCCUGCUGUACAUGAUAAGCUCCCAGUUGCUCCAGUGUGUCCUACAGAAGAGGAAGCCUGGCACUGCUGCUCAAUGUCCCACCCCUAAAACAACACUUCUGUUGCUGCAGGUGAAUUAGUGCUGAAGCAGACUGCAUUGACAGCUUGCAAGGGACCCAAGGGCUUCUGCUGACUGGCAUAAAGGGAUCAGAUUGCAACCACCUUUGUAUUUAACACCAGACUGUGACUUGGGGAGGCUACAGCCCCCAGUAUGCAGGGGUCCCUCUGGAGCUGAAGAGGUUUCAGUACAGCUGUUCCCAUAGUCCCUACCAGCUGUAGCUCUUUGUUAAAGAUAUGGGUGGCCACUGGAUCCCUCUAGCUUAGGUGCUAUUGCAUCUAAAUGCCUUGUGUUCUAUAGUCACGCUCCUGAUGUUUGUGAAUUUGGCAGUAUGACUCUAAAUUACCCUUCAAAGUAGGAUGUGGGGGUGAUUAUUGUACUAUAUACCUGAAAGCUGCUGAUUUGUAGGCAGGGAUUUUCUGGCACCUGGUGGGCAUCCUGUUAAUUUCUUCUAAACUAGGGUACAACCAGCUGAUUCUGGGAGGAUUGAUUUCUUUCUCUUCCAGGUUUUGAGGGGAAACCAGCAGUGCAGAAUGGAUUAAGGGCCAUGGCCAUGCAGUUGUGUUCAGAGCAAAAUAUUGGUUCUCAUUUAAAGACAAAACAAACAAACAAAAUUUUUAGCCCUCAGGGUUGAGAAGAAAGUGUGGACAUGUGACCAGAGUAUGACUGAUAGAACAAUGCCUGUCUGAGUUGCAGAGUAACUGAGAUAAUUAGUGAGGGGGGCAAAAUGAUCCAUGCAUCUCCAUUUAGGGGGAAACUCCCCAAGCUCUGUUGGUUAGGUUGCCACCUCAGUACUGCCCAGCAGUGGACUUAGUGUGGCAGAUCAAAAUAACAGUGGGCUCUGUCCACCUGCUCCUGCAAUUGCACCUUGCAGUUGUGGUAAGUAUUUGCAGAUGUCAUGAAGACUAGAGCUGGGACUCUGUCUUGCAUGAAAAAACUGGACGCAUUUGAGGAGCACACUUUUAGAACUGUCAAAUGCAAGGCCAUAUAUUUCUAGGAAACAAAGUAAUUCACACUUCUAGGAUGUGAAGUGAUAGAAAGUGACUCUGGGACUGUGAUGCAGUGGUUAAGAAAGAUAACACACUUCUUGGGUAUGUGGGGAAUAUCCAGCAGAUGUAUGGGAUGGGAUUACCUCUCUAGCAUUAGCUGUGUUACUGGCACCCAGUAUUGUGUUGUAUGUCCCAAUAUUUGGUGUUUUUCUUCAAGCUCCUACUCAAAUUGUGAGAAUCACAGAUUCAAGUAUGUUUCUAACCUUCCUGAUUUCAGAGAAAAACCAAAAACUGUGCUAAAUGUAGCAUACGGACUGAGAAACCAGAAGGUCAAGGGAAAAGCUGACAUCUAUUAUUUCUACAAAUGUGAAUUUUAUCCAGUAUCUUUGAGAAUUGGGGGGGGGG